Messenger RNA from Dibothriocephalus latus, 321 nucleotides. The record is from the annotation of a GenBank genome assembly. Lineage: Eukaryota; Metazoa; Platyhelminthes; Cestoda; Diphyllobothriidea; Diphyllobothriidae.
AAAGUGUUAUCGACGAACUCGGCUAUCGCCUCUCAUGCUCCGCCCCCGUUCCAACACACAGACACACCCAAUGGGUUGACCACCUUGCUGCCAAAUAUUCAAAAUGAAAUGCGCGACAUAAAGGCCAAACUGGCCAUCAUAGACGCAAAGUUGGAUGCAACCCUGAAGAACCCAUCUUCAGCACCUUUUUCUGUGCCGCCGGCCCGGACGGAGUGCCUUGUACCGUCGCCCAUUACGAGCAUGGCCGAAUUUGAUGGCUUUGAGGAAGCCUCUUGGACACCAAAUACUGGCAGCAGGCGGUAUGAGUUUUCCCUCUUCUAA